AGUGUUUGACUGACUCUCUGGCUGGAUGCACUGACAGCCAGUCCUGCUGCAUCGUCAGCUAUCCUUCAGUUUCUGCAGUGGCCUGGGAUCAGUCCUUAGUGAUUUCACUGCCUUGACUCACCACAGAUCUUUUACAGCGGGAAUCCACUUAAAGCUUUUGGAGUUUCCUUGUGAACCGUCAAGCAGGACUGGAGACAUAUUUCAAACCAGGACAGGAUACUGAACAGGGACCUAAAGGGAAUCAGGUGGGACCCACAAGUGACUCGCGACCCUCCGGUUUGGGAAUCAUUCAUUGACUGGACGUAAGGCAGGACCUUGGGCCACCAGGCCUGUCUCUUCUCUCCUCUCUUUCCUUCAGCCUGUGGAGUAACUGGGCCUCAGGAUGGAGUGCAUAAAGCACAUUAUAAAGAGCAUGGUCUCUGUGAAGGUUUGGGCGUACAUCAAGGGCUACUGUAAACGCAACGGGUUGCUAACGCUCUCGGUCAUCGCCGUGGUUUCUGGCUGUGUGCUCGGCUUCUCCCUCCGCAGCUUCAACCUCUCCACGCAGGCUAAGAUCUACUUCUCGUUCCCUGGAGAACUGCUGAUGAGGAUGUUGAAGAUGCUGAUCCUGCCUCUCAUCACAUCCAGUCUGAUGUCGGGGCUGUCAGCCAUGGACACUAAGGCCAGCGGGCGGCUGGGGGUGCUAACCAUCACUUACUACCUGUGGACCACCUUCAUCGCUGUCAUCGUCGGCAUCAUCCUGGUGCUGGUCAUCCACCCUGGUACGGGCACAGAGAAGGACGGGCACAGAGCAGGGUCAGGGCCCGUUAUGACUUCUGCUGAUGCUCUGCUGGACCUCAUCAGGAACAUGAUUCCCUCCAAUCUGAUAGAGGCAACUUUUCAACAGUACCGUACAGACCUGGUGCCCAUAGUGGCCUCCAGUUUGGUGGAGUCCCAGGCCAACUACGUCUACGUGAUGCCCGACCACAACAACCCUCAGCUGGGCCACCCGGUCUUCCUGGAGAUCACCCCAGCUCCAGACAUCAAGUACAAGAUCGUCCCUGGCCACAGCUCUGGCAUGAACGUACUGGGGAUUGUCAUCUUCUCUGCUACUAUGGGCCUGCUCCUGGGGAAGAUGGGCGAGAGAGGCGCUCCAUUGGUCAAUGUGUGUCAGUGUGUCAACGAGUGUGUUAUGAAGAUCAUCAAUGCUGCCAUGUGGUAUUUCCCUUUCGGCAUUGUGUUCCUGGUAGCAGGGAAGAUCCUGGACAUGCAUGACCCCGCCCACCUGGGAGAGAAGCUGGGGAUGUACUUCAUCACAGUGUUAGCCGGCCUGUUUGUCCAUGGACUCAUCCUGCUGCCGCUCUUCUACUUUGUAAUCACACGCAAAAACCCCUUCACCUACAUCAGAGGCCUGCUACAGGCUCUGGUCAUCGCCCUGGCAACCUCCUCCAGUUCUGCCACCCUGCCCAUCACCAUGAAGUGUCUGUUGGAGAACUGUGGAGUGGACAGACAGAUCGCCAGGUUUGUCCUUCCAGUGGGAGCCACCAUCAACAUGGAUGGGACAGCCCUCUACGAGGCCGUGGCAGCCAUUUUUAUCGCUCAGGUCAACGAGUACGAACUGGACUUUGGUCAGCUGGUCACCAUCAGUAUCACAGCAACAGCGGCCAGUAUCGGGGCUGCUGGGAUUCCGCAGGCGGGCCUGGUUACCAUGGUGAUCGUCUUGACCUCUGUGGGGCUGCCGCCCGCUGACAUCACACUGAUCGUGGCCAUCGACUGGGUCCUGGAUCGUUUCAGGACCAUGAUCAAUGUGUUGGGAGACGCUCUGGCUGCAGGCAUCAUGUGUCACCUCUGUAAGAAGGACUUUGAGAGGAGGGAGUCAAACGCUAACUCUGCCCGGAGGGACACAGUGAUCUCCUUCGGUGGCCAGAGUGUCCAGAGUUGUGCCCUGUCCGAAGCUCCUCUCAUGGACUAUGCCCAUCGCUGUGACUAUGUCUACGAGGUGGAAGGUGACUGUGUCACAGAGAGAUCUGGCCCCACUUACAACCUGUGUCAAGUUUAGGAGAAACCUGUUCCCUGUUACAACCUGUGACCUGUGUUACAAAGAAACCGGUCCCCGGCUGCAACCCGUAUCACAGAGAAUCUGGUCCCCUUCUACAUGCUGUCACAAACAAACCCGUCCCCAGCUACAAACUGUUUGGUCUGAGACACUUUCACUGGACAGACAGCAGGGGGCACUGCCCGCCUUCAACAGAGACAUUUCUAUUUACAUGAAUAUACAUAGUUGUCCUGAUAUCAAUGGCUUUGGACUGGGGAAUUACAAUGGGACUGGGAAACAACCCUGCACUGAAACAGAGUUUGCACUUUUCUGAUGUGCAUUUAUCAGGAGUUGACUAUAAUGUAUUCAUAAUGUUCUCUGAUGGAUCAGUUGGUUGAUGAUGUGCUCACACCACUAAUUGUUGUGCGGUUGAUUCCCGCACAUGCAGUAAGUCGCUUUGGUAAAUGUUCAACUAUUUACUGUCUGAUGAUCACACCUGUGCCAUGAUGAGGAAGCAGGUUUUCCUCAUCGUUUUGUGACUGGCUAUCUAGGCUACUGUAACCUACCAGUGACAGGGACUUACUUAUACAUUAGGUCCACUAGGGUGCAUGUUAUGUCCGAGUCAGUUUUCCUUCUUUAGCUCAAUGCAGAUUCCGCUCAGGACACCAUUUUGGUGCCACAAUGUACUGCAGCACAGAGCACUUUUUAGGCAACCAGGUGGCAUUAUGGACACCAUUUUGGUUCAAUGUGCUGCUGACUGUGAAGAUAGAUGACAAGCACUUUCAGAGUUUUUUGAAACCUUGUUUGGUAUCAGAAUGGUUAUAGAUACUUGCAUGAAGAUGCAAUAUUUAGGGCAGGAGUAUUCAACUCUGACCCUACGAGGUCCAGAGCCAGCUGGUUUUCUGUUCUACCUGCUAAUUAAUUACACCCAUCUGGUGUCCCGGGUCUAAAUCAGGCCCUGAUUAGAGGGGAACAGUGAAAACAUGCAGUGGAACUGACUUCUGAGGUCCAGAGUUGAGUUUGAGGGUUCUAGAGAUAUAACAGUAGUUUAAAACAAAUGUGAGUGUGACUACUGAUUAUUUAGUCAUAUUUUUUUUUUUAUGGUUUAAACUUAAAUGUUGCAUUUGGACAUUUUUAUUUUCCAGUUAGGUUUUGGAGUUGCCUUAAAAUGUUCUUAAUAACUGGUCACCGUUGCAGAGAAUGUUGCAACCACGAAAGUGCUGAAAUUGACAGAACUUAAUACUGAAAAUGUGUUUAAAUAUAGUCAGUGACUAGGGGUAAAUCCUCUCGUCGUUACCUCUGUUAACCUAAUUAUAACAAACACAGAAUGGUUAACUGAUAUUUCAAUGUCUUAUUGGUAGAUUUACUGUAGAUUUCACUGUAAUGUACAUCUUUGACCACCUAGGAUCUAGAAGAAACUUCUCAAAAUGUUUUUACAUACAAAUGAAAAUUACUGUGGUGUCCAUGCAAGAUACUUGUCUUGUACAUUGUUAUGUUCUAAUCCAAUUUGAAAUGUAAUGAUUUGAGCAUAACUUUUCCCCCCACCUCACAGUACACACAAUAAGCCAAAAGGACGAUCCUGCUGAGCUUUAUAAAGCUUACAGAUAUUUUAUUCAAAGUAAUUGUGUGUUAGACAGGUUCUGAACAGGCCUUCCUUCAAAACCAAACAGAGGAAAUCAAAAUGAAUCCAUUAACAAAGUCAAAAGGAACACACUCCAACACAAAAAAAUGUACAAACAUGUAAAACUACAUACAAGUCAAAUAAAUUACGUCUUUGUGCCUCCACUGCUGUUGCCAGGUUCUUCCAUCUCUCCCACAUAAAUUAAGGCUAAAAACAGAGGUUAACCAUAAUCUAUUUACUCCAGUAAACCCACUAGCAUUUCAACAUAGUAGCACUGAGAAGCUAGCAAAGCAAGAGCUGAUUAGUAUAACUCAAUAGAAAAAUAU
Messenger RNA from Oncorhynchus kisutch (coho salmon), 3961 nucleotides. RefSeq names its product excitatory amino acid transporter 5-like. The record is from RefSeq and is a predicted model, not a curated record. Gene Ontology annotation, biological process: L-glutamate transmembrane transport. Lineage: Eukaryota; Metazoa; Chordata; Actinopteri; Salmoniformes; Salmonidae. The coding region runs from base 383 to 2038 and encodes 551 amino acids. The transcript is spliced from 9 exons. Gene Ontology annotation, cellular component: plasma membrane. Gene Ontology annotation, molecular function: L-glutamate transmembrane transporter activity; neutral L-amino acid transmembrane transporter activity; glutamate:sodium symporter activity.